GUUGGGAAUUACUUGACUCUGGUUUCUUUCAGAGGUGAACUCCAAUGUCCGGCAAUGGAUGACGACAGCCUGGAUGAGCUUGUGGACCAAAGCCCAGGGCCGGAUGGGCACCUGGGACUCAGCCCUGCUGCCCUGGCCAGUGAUGCUGACAGCAGUGACGGCAACAGUGAGGGCUCCGAGGAUGACACGGGCAGUGAGCACAGUGACGGCACCGAUGGAGAAGACGAGGAGGGGGACCUGGAAGACAGAUCUGGUUCUGAAGAUUCUGAAGAGGACGACCACAUGGAAACAUUAGUGGCAGUAGCGGAUACUCAGGGGAAGCUAGAAGCCAAUGGCGCUUUUAAUUCUGAUGACGAUUCCGAGAGCUGCCCGAUUUGUCUCAAUGCUUUCAGGGACCAGGCUGUGGGGACGCCUGAGAACUGUGCCCACUACUUCUGCCUGGACUGUAUCGUGGAAUGGUCCAAGAAUGCCAAUUCCUGUCCUGUCGAUCGGACUAUAUUUAAAUGUAUUUGUGUUCGAGCUCAGUUUGGUGGUAAAAUUUUGAAGAAGAUUCCGGUGGAGAAUGCUCGAGCGGGAGAGGACGAAGAGGAAGACCCUACCUUCUGCGAGGUGUGCGGGAGGAGUGACCGGGAGGACCGCCUGCUCCUCUGCGACGGCUGUGACGCUGGGUACCACAUGGAAUGUUUGGAGCCCCCUCUUCAGGAGGUGCCGGUGAACGAGUGGUUCUGCCCAGAGUGUGCUGCCCCUGGAGCUGCCCCUGCCGCAGACGCAGGUCUUGUGAGUCAGGAGGAGGUCUCCUUGCUCUUGGCCGAUGUGGUGCCCACCACCAGCCGGCUUCGGCCGCGCGCAGGGAGGACCCGGGCCAUUGCCAGGACACGGCAGAGUGAGAGAGUCCGAGAGACCGUGAACCGGAACCGGAUUUCCACUGCCAGGAGGAUCCAGCAUGUCCCAAGGUACCUCAUGUCUUCUGUGCUGGACGAGACCAUUGAAGCCGUCGCCGCUGGUCUGAGCACUGCCGUGUAUGAGCGCCCCCUGACGCCUCGAGCUCCCACCAAACGGAGGAGGAAAACAGGAAGACGGAGGAAAGCAUCGGGGAGAAAGAAGACCCCACCGACAAGCAAGAGGAACUCUGGCACAAGGUCUAAGAAACGCCGGGGCCGUGUGAGGAGGAGGACGGGCAAGAAGAGAAAGAAUGAAGUCACAGCUCGUUCUCGCAUUGCGCGGACGCUGGGCCUCCGGAGGCCAACCCGCGGAGCCUGCAUCCCGUCCGUGUACAAGCCCGCAGACCCCUCUCUGGGGCUGAUGCGUGCAGACAUCGGAGCAGCCUCUCUCUCUCUGUUUGGAGACCCCUAUGAGCUGGACCCCUUUGACAGCAAUGAAGAGCUGUCUGCAGACCCAGCUUCCCCUCUGAGUGCCAAGAGGAGGAUCCUGUCCCGGUCAGCUGUGCGGUCUCAUCAGCCUGUGGCCAGGCCCGUCUCCAUGGGGCUCUCCAGGAGGGGCGUUCCUGCCGUGGAGCCCGAGCCCGAAGUGGACGAGGCGCCCGUCCCCGACCUGCUGGGGAGCAUCCUGUCAGGCCAGAGCCUGCUGAUGAUGAACGGCGCCGACAUCGUCAUCCACCGGGACGGCUCCCUCAGUGCCAAGAGGGCAGCGCCCAGUUCUGUUCAGCGGAACUCAGUUGGUCCAUCCAGAGAGGGAGAAGGCCCUGGGUCUGGGGACCACCUGCAGCCCGGUGCACCAUGCUCAGGAAGGGGGCUGCAGAGCGUGGGGUCGCACUGUCAGGGCAGGCCUGCCCCACGCCCCGCCCCGGCCACCACCUCCUCUAUUCCUGCGCUCACGUCGGGGACGGCUGUGAGACUGGCCUCCUCAGGGACCUCUCGGUCGGGUCAUGCUCAAAGCUUGUCAAACAUCAUGAGGCCUGGCUUCAGACAGAGCGACAGCCCCCAGCUGAGUGGUGCUGGCGGGCACGCUCUGCCGCUCAGAUUCGUGUCCUCUAAGGUCUCAGAUCGUAGCUCUGAUUCGCAGGCCCAGAGUGCCGUGCUAGGACAGGCCCCAAAACCAGCUCCCCGGAGAACUGACAUCUCCCAGCUACCCAGGAUACCAAAGAUCAAGCGAGAUGAUGGCAGCAGCAGACGGGUGGAUGCGGCCCCUGCCGGUGGGCAGUGUGUUGAGAUCCCCAGCUCCUGCAUCAGCCGGCUGACUGGCAGGGAGGGCCCUGGGCAGCCUGGCCAUGGUGCCCGGGCGGAGGGUGAGCCCAGCAGCAGGGGCCCACAGGAGCCCGGCACGCACUCAGGGGGCAGCUCCCAGGCCCCGACCCCACUGGGACCCUCGAGGGGCAAGGGUGUUGGCUCGACCUUUGAGAGCUUCAGGAUCAAUAUUCCUGGGAACAUGGCGCAUUCCAGCAGACUCUCCAACCCCGGCUUCUGUAACACCUUCCGGCCUGUCGACAGUAAGGUGCAGAGGAAGGAGAACCCCUCGCCCCUCUUCUCCAUCAGGAAGGCGAAGCAGCUCAAGAACGAGAUCUAUGACCCCUUUGAUCCUACGGGCUCCGAUUCCAGUUCUGUGGGCAGUAGCCCUGAGCGCCUCGGUUCUGGUCUCCUGCCCUCCGAGAUCACGCGCACCAUCUCCAUCGACAGCCCCAAGGCCCCGCCGCAGCAGACUGUGCGCUGCGUCACCUCCUACACUGUGGAAACCACCUUUGGGCCGGAGCCCGAGCCUUCUCGGGGCCUUUCCUCAGGCCUGCUCAAGCUCCGGGGUGAGGGGACCGCCGAGGGGGCCUCUGACACGGAGCAUGAGGGGCUGGGCAAGGAGGAGCCGGCCCAGGGCCAAGGCCUGGCCGCCCAGGCGCCAAGACCCUCCCCACUGGAGCCCUGGGAGGAGGAGGAUCCGCCCCGCAGCACAUUUUUUGGCUCUGAGGAGCGGACAGUGACCUGCGUGAUGGUGGCGGAGCCGGACGUCCCACCCAGCCUGGAUGCCCUGCAGACAACCACCCACAGGAUCGUGGAGCUGCGGUCCCCGUCCCGCUCCCGCUCCACAUCCAGCUCCCGCGGCAGGAAGAGAGCCGAGAGGAAGCCGGCCGCUGCUAGGGAGCACAGGAGGACGCGCUCAGGCUCCCGCUCCGGCUCCCACUCCGGGGACAGGAGCUCGCGGUCAGUGUCGCCACCGGUGGGUGAGGACCACGCCAAGAGGCACCGGUCCAAAGCCAGGAGCCGCAGGUCUUCCAGUGACGGCUCCAGCAGCCACGAGCGAGCCAAGCGGAGAAAGGCCAAAGACAAGAGCGGGGCGAGGCGGAGGGCUGCCUGGGGCCGCGGCCGGCGCAGGUCCCGCUCCCGCUCGGGCAGCCCUGGCAGCUCCUCCCAUGAACGCCGUGAGAGCAGGAGGAAGAAGAGGAGGAGGUCGGGGUCCAGGUCUUGGGGGAGGGAGUGCUCGCCCCCCAGCAGCCUGGAGAGAGCCCGGAGGCACCGGCACCUGAGGGAGAGGAGCCACGAGCGGCCCCGAGACAGGCGGGGCUCCCAUGAGAGGAGGAAGCGCAGGUCCAGGUCCCCGAGCGUGGAGCACAGGUCCCGGGAGCACCGGCGGUCUCAUUCCCAUGAGAAGCGGCCACGGCCCCGCUCUCACUCCCGCUCCCUGGAGAGGAAGUUGGCCGUGAAGGAGGCUUCCCCAACGCCCCCUGCCCAGGAGGAGCCCAGGCUGGAGAGGGAGCCCCCAGCCAGACCACCGGCUUCAGCUGGAGUGGAAGCUUCUCCGGAAAGGGCCGAAGCCGACAAGGCCCCUGCAAAGGCCACCCCUGUCCUGGAGGUGCCAGCCGAGUGUCCGCCUGAGGACCUGGAUUAUGGUGACUCCGUCGAAGCAGGGCACGUCUUUGAGGACUUUUCAAGUGAAGCCAUCUUCAUGCAGCUGGAUGACAUGAGCUCCCCACCCUCUCCAGAGAGCACGGACUCCUCCCCAGAGCGAGACUUCCCACCCAACCCUGCUGCGCCCCCAGCCAGCCAGCAGCAUGACGCCAGCCUGGCCAUGGCCGUCAUCAGAAGGGAGGUGUCGCUGAUCCAUGGUGAAGACGCUGUGCAGCCCCCGCCCCGGGCAGAGGGCUUCCAGGAGAAGCACUCGCUUGGGCCAGAUGCAGCCGAGGUCGCUGCAGUGCCUGGCGCCCUGGGAGGCCAGGCUGUGGGCGGGACGCCUAUGGGGAAGGAGGAAGGCCCCCCUCAGACCCCCCUGCUGCGGGCUAAAGCCCUGGUGAAGAGGGUUACCUGGAACCUCCAGGAGGCAGACAGCAGCGCCCCAGCGGAGGACAGAGGCCUACGGACGCCACCUCACAGGCCACAGAAGCCCCAGGAAGGGGCCUGGGAAACAGGAGACGUGGACCCCGCAGCAGCACUCCAGCAGGCGUCCUUCUCCGAGCCCCCGUCCUCCGGCUUCGCGCUCCUGGAACCUGGCUUCUCUGGCGCCCACCCUUCUCAGGUUUAUAGCCCCAACCUGCCUCCCACCCCAGCUCUGCCCUCAAGUGUCCCACCCUACGCACCGGUCAGCCAGCCCACGGUCCAGUUCAUCCUGCAGGGGAGCCUUCCCCUCGCGGGCUGCGGGGUGGCACAGAGUCCGGCUCCAGUGCCUGCCGUCCUGACCACCGCCUCAGAGCCCGCUGGCCACGUGGCCAACAACUUAGAGGAGAGCACAGCUGCUCCUAGGCCAGCCUCGGACAAGGCCAAGAAUGAGGAGUACAUGAAGAAGCUGCACGUGCAGGAGCGGGCGGUGGAGGAGGUCAAGCUGGCCAUCAAGCCCUUCUACCAGAAGAGGGAGGUGACGAAGGACGAGUACAAAGACAUCCUGCGCAAGGCCGUGCAGAAGAUCUGCCACAGCAAGAGCGGGGAGAUCAACCCCGUGAAGGUGGGCAACCUGGUCAGAGCCUAUGUGGACAGGUACAGGCACAUGCGCAGGCACCGGAAGCCCGAGGCCGCGGAGCCGCCCGCCCAGGGUGCCGAGCGCUGAGGCUACCCGGACUGGGGGCUGGUGCCUGGGAUGGUGGUGGUGGCGCUUACCCAGAUCCCUAAGUGGUUCUGUUGGGAGUGGCAGAAGCAGAAAACUGGGGACACCCAGCACUCCCGUUUUCAGGGUUCCUGUGAUCACACGUGGUCUGCGUACCUGUCUUGCUCACAGUUUAAAACUGGACUUUUUUAUAUGUAAAUUACAGAUAAACACAGUUUCCAUUGUGUUCUAAUUUAUCAAAAAUGGAUUCUCUUUAGAAACUUC
Molecule: messenger RNA, 5241 nt
Organism: Ceratotherium simum simum (southern white rhinoceros)
Lineage: Eukaryota; Metazoa; Chordata; Mammalia; Perissodactyla; Rhinocerotidae
Source: RefSeq, a predicted model, not a curated record